Nicotiana attenuata is the source of this 981-nucleotide messenger RNA. RefSeq lists its product as uncharacterized. The transcript is spliced from 3 exons. Lineage: Eukaryota; Viridiplantae; Streptophyta; Magnoliopsida; Solanales; Solanaceae. The coding region runs from base 1 to 981 and encodes 326 amino acids. The record is from RefSeq and is a predicted model, not a curated record.
AUGACUUUCGGAGGGAAUGAAAUUAAUGACAUAACCUUCUCGGCGACCAAGAAAAUAAAGAUAUUAGUGACCCACAACAAGAGACUCCGGGAAGUCACAGAAGAUGACAUCACCUUCACGGAGGAAGACGCCGACAGUCUUCUUCUGCCACAUAAUGACACCUUGGUAACUUCUCUCAAUGUCUCAGAUUUCAAGAUUAAGCAUGUUUUGGAUGACCCAAGAAGCUCAGCCAAAAUCAUUCAAUGGAGAGUGCUUGAACAAGCAAAGUUAACCGGAAGCAUCAUUCCGACAACGAAGCUUCUCGUUAGGUUCAACUUGGCAAGUGUGACAACCCGAGGAGAGAUACUGCUACCCACGAACACCGAAAGGUAUCCCCUUAGAGGUCACCGUUCACAAGCUAAGCCUGGAUCCAAACUUCCCACUGGUAAGGUAAAAGAAACGUCUACUAGCCGAGGUCAGAAACAGACUCUCCCAUUGCCAAACAUUGAUCAAAUGAUUGAUGCAACGGCCGGACACGAGUUAAUAAGUUUCCUUGACUCCUACUCUGGGUACAAUCAAAUUAAGAUGAACCUGAAGGAUCGGGAAAAAACUUCAUUCAUAAUGAACUUUGGCACCUAUUGUUAUAAUAUGAUGCCAUUUGGGCUUAAAAACGCCGAAGCCACUUAUCAGAGACUUGUGAACAAGAUGUUCGAGAAUCAAAUAGGCAAAAUAAUGGAAGCAUAUAUCGAUGACAUGUUAGUCAAGUCAUUAAAUGUAGAAGAUCACUUGAAACACCUCCAAGAAAAUUUCGAUAUCUUGAGAAAGUGUACCAUGAAACUCGACUCGAAAAAGUGUGCGUUCGGGGUUGGUUCCGAAAAAUUCUUGGGGUUUCUGGUCUCGCAAAGAGAGAUCGAGGUAAAUCCUGACAAAAUCAAAGCUAUCGAGGACAUUCCGGAUCAAUUAACAAAUGUAAAGGAGGUACAAAGAUUAACCGGAGGUUAA